AUGUACACUCUGAUUCUCCAUGGAAGAAGGGUUAUCGAGCUACUUAAACGGCGUAACUUGAGAAUUUCACUGACCCUUCUUCAAAACACAUCCUUCUCCUCUUCUCCAGAUGUAAUCCCUCGAAAAGGUCAGAACUUUACUGUCUCCUCUUACCUCGUUGACUCACUGGGUUUAACUAAGAAACUCGCUGACUCCCUCUCAAAGAAAGUCAAUUUCGAUGAAAGGGUCAUCCUGAUUCUGUCUUGUCUCUUCUCAGAAGCCAUGGAUGCUGAUGAAUCUCUCGCUCCAAAGCUUAAGUUACUACAGAACAGAGGAGCUUCAACCUCUGAGCUCACUGAGGUUCUUUCGAAAGUCCCUAAGAUUCUGAGAAUCAAAAAGGACAAAGCUUUGGGAAGGUACUAUGAUUUCGGUAGUAAACAGGAGAAUAAGAUUAGGAAUGUUUUGGUUUUGAGAGAUCUUGGUGUGCCUCAGAGGUUGUUGUUCCCUUUGCUUAUCUCUAGGUCAGCUCAUGUUUGUGGGAAAGAGAGGUUUGAAGAGUCUUUGAAGAAGGUUAUUGAGAUGGGUUUUGAUCCGAGAACUCCAAAGUUUGUCAAAGCUUUGCAUACUGUUUAUGAACUGAGUGAUAAAACUAUAGAAGAGAAGGUGGAUGUGUACAAAAGGUUAGGCUUUGCUGUGGGAGAUGUGUGGAAGAUUUUUAAGAAGCAUCCUUCGUUUUUGAAGUUCUCUGAGAAGAAUAUAUCAAACUCUAUGGAUACGUUUCUAGGUUUGGGAUUCAGUAGAGUUGAGCUUGCGGGGAUGGUUAGGCGCUUUCCUCAGUGUAUUGGGUUAUCUGCAGAGACGGUUAAGAAGAAGAAUGAGUUUUUGGUGGAGAAGAUGAAGUGGCCAUUAAAGUCUUUGGCUUUGUUCCCUCAUGUUUUUGGAUGUAGCAUGGAGAAGAGGAUUGUCCCAAGGUGUGAAGUAAUCAAAGCUCUUAUGUCUAAAGGAUUGAUUAGGAGUGAACUUCCUUCAGUAUCUUCUGUCUUGGCGUGUACUGAUUAUAUGUUUUUGAUAAAGUAUGUGAGGAAGCAUGAUGACAAGGAGCUUAAGGCUGAGUUAAUGGCUAUCUUCACCAAAGAUGGUGGGGACUUAUAG
This is a messenger RNA of Eruca vesicaria subsp. sativa (arugula), 1131 nucleotides long. NCBI's taxonomy places the organism in Eukaryota, Viridiplantae, Streptophyta, Magnoliopsida, Brassicales, Brassicaceae. The record is from the annotation of a GenBank genome assembly.